UUUUGUAUUUUAAUUAAAUGUAAUGGGUCUAACUGAUUCCUGGUAGUCCACUUACAGUUGGGCUGUAUUUGACGGGCUACAGCACAAGACUGGCCCGGCCCGUAUUAGAAAUGGGCUCAAGAUAUCCAGAUCAAACAAUUUGGGCCAAUUUUUCUCUCUCGCACCAGUUGCUGGAAGAAACCGAAGGAACAUGGAUGCAUAUUCAUGGCUUCGACGCAGCAUUUCCAAACUGAAAAAGACCUCCUUGCCCUCCACCACCACCACCACCACCGCCGCCGCCGCUGCUUCUGCCGCCAAGAGCUCGAAAAUCAAAACAAAAGAAGAAGAAGAAGAUGAACAAUUGUAUGGAGUCACUGAGCAAUUGGCGGAAUUCAUCAAAUCCUUCUCUCUAGAAACCUUCACAAACUUCUCUCUCAUCGAUGAAGAGAGAAGCAGCGUUGAUGGUGAAGAUUCCGGAAAUUUGAGUAAGGAUCUUUCCGAUUGGCAAGAGAAACACGCCAUGCUUGUUCUUUCCAGAAUCAAGGAGCUUGCACAACUCAGGUUUCGGUUAUGCCCCCGCUAUUUGAAGGAAAGGGAAUUCUGGAGAAUAUAUUUUUCGCUUGUUAGGAGUUACGUGAUUGAAUAUGAGCUACGUGCUGUGCGUCUAGCCAAACUAGAACAGAUGAGGAUGGGAAAUGAAACUGUCUCCAACAAUAGUAGUGCCUGUGAAGUCGAAAUGUCCGAAGCAAAGUUUUCGUCCGAAACUUCUACCCAACAAAAAUGAGGUGGUUAUACAUUGGUUGUUGCUUUAAGAACUAUUACGAACUGAAAGGGCUUCUUUAAAAGCGGGUAAAAUUCGUACAACCCUCGUUUCUCGUUAGACUAUGUAUAUUCAUGAACUAUUCCGUCACUCAUUAUGGACAAGCAUCUUCUAGACUAUACAUAUGAGAGUGUUGAAAAAUAUUAACAAAAUUGGAGGGCGAUAUUUAUCAAAAAGCGUGUGAU
Messenger RNA from Erythranthe guttata (spotted monkey flower), 984 nucleotides. Its product is annotated as BSD domain-containing protein. Lineage: Eukaryota; Viridiplantae; Streptophyta; Magnoliopsida; Lamiales; Phrymaceae. The record is from RefSeq and is a predicted model, not a curated record.